AUGCGCAGCAACAUCGCCUGUUGGGAUGUGUUCAAGGCAGAGAACGAGCUCAGUGAUGCAUUUGCCUCACUCGAAUGCAGAAAGACAGGACACGCGCCGAAGUGGUCCGACUGGCAAUUGCGCUUUGCCCAGUCAAAGACGCUUCACAACCAGCUCAUCACAUCCUUCGUCGCCAACGCCGAUGGCAUGGCAGUCGGCGACCUUGGCCUUCUCGCAUCAUUGACGCCAGCAGCUGGAAGGGCAGGUCUGCUUUCCGAGCAGCUCAGCUACUUUGACCUCCAACGCAUGGAUCUGGCAGAGGGAGUGGCGGCGACGACGCCAGCCCGAGCGCUUUCACGAACUUCGAAGCCUGUCGUUUCCAGCAACGGCACCCUAAUCGCGACGCUCUCUAGCUCGCACACUGGCUCGUCAGACAAGGGGGUCGUCAUGUGGAAGCUGCCACAAUUACCGCGCGAAGCAGGUCAGGCUCUCACUGGGGCGAAUGAUACAUCAAGCCGAAUGUCACGGCUCCUGGCGCUGUCCGCCUUACGCAAAUCGGAUCCGUCCGACAUUGGCCGCGCAUUCGAAUCUGCCACUUGGCAGGGCAUGUCCGGCAAUCUCCUCAUCCAGAUCGGAGACCUGCUCAAGAUCACCGAGUCAAAACGCCAAGAUGUCCUGGUCAAGAUUGAAGGAGCCACACAGAAAGGUCCAAGCCACGACUCAAACUCCAUUCCCUUCCAUCAAGCGCUUCGACUGCUCAAGAUCCGCAUGGCGAUCGGCGUUGGAGAAGUCGCACGUCUCGAGCGACUUGUUCUCGAGCUCGGGCUGUGUUUCCAGAUGUUGCGAUUGGCGCGGAUCAAAACGCAAGUGACAGUAAAUCCGACGCCACCACCAGCCGAAAGCGGCAAGAAGAAAGCCGGAGCUGCCGCCAAAGCUGUUACCACCACAGCCGAGACGCGCGAUCGAGUAUACUACCGCCUGGAGAGCGUCUGGCCAUUGAUCGCGCAGCUGCAGUGGUUCUUGACGCUGCUGGACAGGGUCAGCAAGCUGGCGAUUGCGAACAGUGAUGCGCCAUCGAAGUCGGAGAGCUCCGACUCUUUCGAGAUGGACUUUGUGCGCAUGCUCAACAAGCCAACGCCGCGACGGCUGGUGCUGCAGAUUCUGGCGCACUUUUGCGACUUCCGAGAGUGGACCGCCAGUACGACCCGGAAGGAGAAUCUGCCACCUGCGACGACGGGCGAGGAGAUGGGAGACGCGACAAGUGACAAGGUUCUAGCUGUCAGCGAGCAGAUGGCGCUUGCGAGGGACGCGUUGAAUCGUGUAGUCGGCGAUGCGGCUGUCGAUCUGAUCGAGUUUACACAUCUGCUAGUCAAGAUCGAGAUGGAGGCGACUGAGGGUGGAGCAGGUGGAGCAUCGGGCGUGAGUCAGAGCCGGGAAGUCGAUCGGUUCUGGUGGGCCACGCUGGACGGUAGCAAGGUGGAUCAACCCGGUGCCGAUGUCAAGGUCGAGUCCGACGCUGCCAACGGAUUGCAUGCCAAGCUGUUGAGUGCAGUAGUCGAUCCCAAGUCGGGCGCCUUGGUCGAUGUGCUGUCGCUCUUCAUUUCGCCAGAGGACCUCUCGGACGAGCGCAAUGUGCUUCACGAGAAGGGCGCAGAUGACAGUUCAGUCGGUGCAGCAACAGGCAAAGUUUCGACAUUGUUGGACGCUCUUUCCGCCAUGUCAGCCAAGCGUACCGACGACGAAGCGCGACGCGACAUCGUCCGCAAGGUUUCGCUUUCCAACGCAUUGACCCAGUCGGCCAUCCACAACGACGCCGCGACGCUACUGCGCACUCAGCCCACGACAACGGUACCGAGUACAGACACGGAAAGCAGUCUGGUCAAGAUCAACGUGAUGCGAGCCAAACGGUGCGUCCGCUGCUCGGCGCUCUCCCAAGAUCCGGUCACCGUCACCUACGCCGUCCCGCACCCGACCCCUUCGCAGGGCAAUCCGGCAUUCACGGUCGAUCCGAGCUUGCCACCCCAGGUGCAGAUGCAGGUUCAAAUGCAAAUGCAGAUGCAAAUGCAGAUGAUGCAGAUGAUGCAGAUGCAGCAGGCGGCGGCGGGGCAGCAGGGAGGCGCGCAGGGCAUGCCGUCGUUCGUUCCGCCCAUGAUGGGCAUGCUUCAACCUCAGCCACGCGUGAUAUCGAUCGAGAUGGGCAGUCAAGCGUCGGAAUCAGACACCUGUGUCUGCGGUGGACACUGGUGGGUUCUCUAA
Molecule: messenger RNA, 2235 nt
Organism: Kalmanozyma brasiliensis GHG001
Lineage: Eukaryota; Fungi; Basidiomycota; Ustilaginomycetes; Ustilaginales
Exons: 1
Coding region: 1-2235 (744 amino acids)
Source: RefSeq, a predicted model, not a curated record